This is a messenger RNA of Fomitopsis serialis, 729 nucleotides long. RefSeq lists its product as uncharacterized. The record is from RefSeq and is a predicted model, not a curated record. NCBI's taxonomy places the organism in Eukaryota, Fungi, Basidiomycota, Agaricomycetes, Polyporales, Fomitopsidaceae. The transcript is spliced from 3 exons. The annotation marks the transcript as partial.
AUUGCCAUGCAGAAGUGCCCCGAACUGAGCCGGCUACCCAAAGCGUCGAGGCAGCUAAGGUCCUUGAACUUCAAGAAACAGGAUGUCGGGACCAUUCUUCCCCCACUUCAAGUAGCUCACUCUGAAGUCCUCGACCCGAGCCACCCCGCUGCCCGCAUACCACGCGCGCGCAUGCGAUCCGGUAUCCCUGGCAUGGGUAUCUCCGUCCUCCCCAAAGCACUGAUGUACCCAAGGCUGCGUGAAUACGGCGACGCUCCGCCGCCGACGAAGAGCGACGCCGGGCAGCUGGGCGCCUCGGUCCACGUCAUGGUGCCCGUCGCGAAGUUCCCUUCCGCCGUCAUUCGAAACCGGGUCAUGAACAGGGUCAAGGCGGCGGUGGCGUUGGUCGUGACCAGGGGCGCGCGCACCAACAAGGACGCGAAGGGACAGGACAGGAUCGUCUUCAGGGAGGCGGACGCGGGGCGGGAUUGGAUACGCGACGACUGGACGUAUAUCUUUAACCCGAUGCCGGAGGUGUACAGGAUGCCCCAGCAGAAGCUGGUCGAGCGCGUGCGCAAGAUGAUGAAGUGGGCGCGGACGUGUACGGCAGAGCUGGAGCAGUCGUGGGCCCGAAAACCUAGCAAGUCGCAGACGAGGAGUGGCCAGGAGAAUGGGCGAGCGAUCACCGACAAACACAUCCGGCGGCCUCCCUCCGUAAGUCUCGUCGACCUGCUGUAUUCGUUCGCCUGA